UGGUAUAAUCAAUGACAGCGUGAGUGAGAGUACAGCCCUUACACACACGUUUUUGUUUGAAUCGCACAUCGUCUGCUUCUUCCUCUCUCUCUCUCUCUCUCUCGUUCGUUCUCUUUCCCUGAUUUCCUCCGACUUCGAGCUUGAGCUGCUUCUUCCUCUCUCUCGUUCUCUAAACUGAAAUUGAAACUUUGUAUCAGCGCAGGUGUGGUUGGUUGGUUCGAUUUUCCGUCCUCCAAUUGAUCCUCCUCCUGGCUGCAAUCGCGAUGGAGUUUUGCCCUUCGUGCAGUAACAUGCUGAAAUUUGAACUGCCCAAUAUGGGUCACAACUCAAGACUUUUUUGUCAAACUUGCCCCUACGUUUGCUACAUCGAGAAAGGGGUUAAGAUUAAGAGAAAGCAAAGCUUGGUCAGAAAAGAGAUUGAUCCUGUUAUCUCUUAUGAUGACAUGAAGAAUGCCCCCACAACCGAAGUUCGAUGCCCAAAUUGCAGUCAUGAUAAAGCUGCCUACACAGAAAUGCAGAUUCGAUCAGCUGAUGAGCCCGCAACUAUAUUUUACUGGUGCUUGAAUGAAAAGUGUAGGCAUCAAUGGCGUGAGGAUUGACUUCAUUCUUAUGCGAUGUAUUAUUUCAUUGUUAGCUGCUUCUAAUUGGGAUUACAUGACAGCUAAGGGAUUUUUGGAUUGUUUUUUAUUUCAUUUUUUCUCAAAAAUAAUGCUUUGUUUUUAUUCUGUCA
This is a messenger RNA of Lotus japonicus, 730 nucleotides long. RefSeq names its product DNA-directed RNA polymerase III subunit RPC10-like. The record is from RefSeq and is a predicted model, not a curated record. Gene Ontology annotation, cellular component: RNA polymerase III complex. Gene Ontology annotation, molecular function: DNA-directed RNA polymerase activity; nucleic acid binding; zinc ion binding. The transcript has 4 exons. Bases 264 to 599 code for a protein of 111 amino acids. Gene Ontology annotation, biological process: termination of RNA polymerase III transcription; DNA-templated transcription. NCBI's taxonomy places the organism in Eukaryota, Viridiplantae, Streptophyta, Magnoliopsida, Fabales, Fabaceae.